Arxiozyma heterogenica is the source of this 4386-nucleotide messenger RNA. It is a transcript of the gene TRM3, whose product is annotated as tRNA (guanosine(18)-2'-O)-methyltransferase. The transcript has a single exon. Gene Ontology annotation, molecular function: tRNA (guanine) methyltransferase activity; RNA binding. Bases 1 to 4386 code for a protein of 1461 amino acids. NCBI's taxonomy places the organism in Eukaryota, Fungi, Ascomycota, Saccharomycetes, Saccharomycetales, Saccharomycetaceae. Gene Ontology annotation, biological process: tRNA methylation. The record is from RefSeq and is a predicted model, not a curated record.
AUGUCCAUAAGUUCAGCUUUAUUGAAUCAUCUUUCUUUGGAAAAACAAUACAAAAUAAUUGAACAAUUAAUAGUUCAUGAUAAUGAUCUUGAUCAUGCUUUUGAAAUAAUAAAUAUUACCGGACCAAAUAUCAUUAACAUUAAAAAUAAUAAUAAUAAUAAUAAUAAUAAUAAUAAUAAUAAUAAUAACUUGGUCAAUCAUCUUUUCCAAAAAAUCAUAAAUAAGAUUAACUAUUUUUUGAUUUCAAUAGAUAAAGUUGAGCCAAUCGAAAUAAUUCAAGAUAUCUUUUUAAAUGACUAUAAUGAUUUCAUUUCACUAUUGAAAUUUGUCUAUAUUAUACCCGAUUUGUCAGACAAACUGAAUUACUAUAUUCUCUCUCUAUUGAUUCGCUAUAUUAAUGAUCAAAAAGAUUGCUUAUUUCAAAACAAUAAUGACAAUUCUAUCAUAAAUAUAUUAGAUUCACUUUCCAAUAAUAAUAAUUAUAAUGAGAUUACCGAUACCAAAAACCCAUUAGAUGAGAAAUCAAUCAUCAUUUUAUUAAAAUUGUUGGAAAUAAUUUGUAUUCAAAAUACAGAUUCUCCUUAUCACACUACUAUCUUUACCUCUAAUGAUAAAUUAAUAACUUUGAUCGAUAGAUGUUUAUUAAUUUUUUUAACUUGCAAUAUAGAAUCAAUCGCCAUACAAUGUUCAAAACUAAUGAGAUGGAGACAGGAUACUAUUAUCCAAGAAAUUUAUUCAUCUGAUCUAGAUCUAGAUCGAGAUUUAGAUGGUUUGACCUGUUCUUAUUUAAUCAACGUUUGUUUGAAUCAAAAAAAUUGUAAUUGGAAACUAAGAAUCUUUUUGGCAUUCCUAUUAAGAUCCUUGAACCAUCCAAAUAUACCAACCCAAUUAAUGGAAUUCUUUUUAAGUGAUCAGUUUAUUCUUUUUUUGCAAGCAUCUCUAAAUCAUCAUCUCGUUGAAUAUCGUAAAAUCUCAUUAUCUCUAUUGAAAUUGUUUCUUAACAGGUUCGUUUUUACAGAUAAUCAAACUUUGAUUGAUUUAGACAAACUUUGUCAAACUAAACUUAAAUGGCAUCCCUCUAACUACUCUAAGAUUAAAAUAUCUUGGAACAGGUUCAUAAGAUUAUACGAAACAAUUUCGCUGGACUCACAUCUGAAUAAUAUUAAAUUCCUUAAAACAGAUAUUAUAGGCUUUUUCAAUGACCAAUUUAUCGACACUUCAUGGGGGUUAAUUCUAUUCUCCACAUCCCUCAAAUCUUCCUCUGUGGAGAUAAAACAGUACAUGAGUUCAUUGAUGUUUGAAAUAAAGGAUAAAAACAGUUUUUUCUUUUCAAACCUUUCAUUGACACAAUCUGUUCUAUUACCAGCUUUAUUAAAUAACUCCCUCUCUUUUGAAACAGCAUUUGUUGGUUCGGAUGAUACUCAACUCAAUGUUUGUCCCUACGGUGAUUCUGUAUCUAAUUUAUUCUAUGAGAUUUUAAGGCAUUCUAAAGAUGAUCAAAGUUCAAUUAUGAUUGAAACAAUACUUAAUGUUGUCAUUGACACACCUUUUGUUCCUGCCAAAAUUUAUGGGAUUUAUGGUAUGCACAGAUAUCUCGAAACUACUGAUCUUUCCAUUCUAAAUAAAAAACAUCUUAUUCUAAUCAAACAAUUAUUUGUUAACACUCAAUGUAAGACCUUUGUAUGGGAUACCACUUUAAAAUCUCUUUUAUUUAAAAUAUUGAACUAUAUUGAUCAUGAAUCUGUGACUUUAUUUGAGUGGCUUAAUUUUAUGACUUUUUGUUUCAAUCAAUGUUUAUGCUGUGAUAGCAUGGAUAUAAUAGGGUCUCCAAUCUUUGAAAUGGAAGUCGAAUCAGUUGAUAAAUGGUAUCAAGGUAAGGAAAACAUAAUUCAAAAUUAUUUAGGUUCCAAUCCUAUGUUUGAUGCUCUUUGUGUCAUCUUCUUUAAUGUCGAAAUCAAGGAAUAUGAUCUCGAAUUAUUGGCUACUAUAUCACGUUUAAUGAAAAUAUUUCCUAAAUUGAAUAAAAAUUUUGAAUUACACAAAUUAUACAAUGCUAUUACCACAAGAAUUACACAACUGAUGACACCAGAAAUGUUAAUUGACAUGACAGUGGAUCAUCUUUAUCGUUGUGCCUAUGAUAUUGUGAUUUACAAUGAUCCUUUGGCUACUAUUGAUAAAUCUAUUGAUUUCCAUUCGUUGUUUAAUUAUACUCUAACAUCAUUUUCCCCAAAUAAAUUGAGAUUUUUAGUCUCUUUAUCUGAAAGAUAUAACUGUGAUUUGGCUUUGAAUUUUGAUAGAUUUGAAGCAUUAUACUUAGCAAUGAUUAAUUACAUUGAUACUCAAAAUAUGAAUAAUACCAAUAAAGAUGAUGUUUAUGGAGACUUUUUCAAAUUAAUUCGCUUGAAUAUAUCUAGGAAUGAUUGUGAUUUUGGUUUUUGUGAGAAGAUCUUAGCAGGAAUGAUUAUGGGAAAGGAUGUUUGUCACAGUAUUAAUAGACAUUAUAGAGAUAUCGAAAUACUUAAAAUAUGCUCUCUUAUUUGUGAUGCUGCUGAUUCCGAACAUCUACAGAUACAAAAUAAAUGUUUUAAGAUUGGUUGUACCAUUUGGAACAAUUAUGAUGAUUACAAUGCAAACACAUUAGUGCGGAAGCUUUUAACCUGUCUUAUAAAAUGUAUUUUUACCCCAAAUAAUAUUUUUAUUGCAGUUUCUGAUUCUUUCUCGCUACAAAGACAAAAUCUUGAAAGAUAUAUCAAAGAAUUAUGCGCUAUAGGAUCUACACAAAGGGGAUUUUUACCAAUAUUAUCUAAGCAGUUUGAAUUGUUCUUUAAGAAAUAUAAAUAUGAUCUUAAUACCUCGAUUUCUUAUACUUGGCUAUCAUCGAUAUUGGUUUUGAUAUUUAUUCAAGAACCAACACAAGAGAACGAUUACCAGUUGGAAUCUGUUAUUAGUCAUCUAUAUGAUAAGACAUUUAUCAAAAUGAGUAAAAGUUAUAUUUCAUUAUACAAAAGAGCUUAUGGAACUCAUGAAGUUUUUUCACAGGUGUCUAUAAUUGUAGGCUUAAUAUUUAGUGGCUCAUCAUUUCAAUUAAAUUUCAUCGACUAUUUAAUUAAACAAAAUGAUAUACCAAACGGGGAUAAAUGUAAUGAAAGAAUACGGGUACUUAAAUGGCAAUUGGUUUUGGUGAGUUUAUAUGUCUCUUGUAAAAGCCAAUUGAUGUCUGAAAUAGAAGAUGUCAUCAAAUCUGUUCUUUCUAGUUUAGAGUCAGAGAAUUCAAUGGAAACAAGAAUCUACAAAGAAUGGUUUAUUGCAUAUUGUUUGAGCAUGUUAUAUAAAGAUGGUACAAAUAAAUUUGAUUUCGAAACAAUACUGUUCAACCAAUUAGGUGAUCACAGUAAACCUCUUUUAGUAGUAAGUGUUGAAAGAAUUAUUUUCCUUGUUUUAAAAUCACAAAUUAGAAAUGUUUCUAAACGACUUUUAACUAAAUUUUUAUUUGCAAUUGUUUCCAAUGCAACUUCGAAUAAGCCAUUAGUAAGACACUUUACUAAUUCUUUAAUUACAUUGUUUUGGCCAAUAUUUGCUGAACAACUCCAAUCGUAUCCGAUGAAAGAUAUUCUAAAGAGUCUUUUUAAUAAUGCUAAAGGCAAUCCAAAUAGUGUUGGCAAAAUAAGAACAGGUGAUGCUAAAGCAUGGGAAUUGUAUGAAGAUAUGACAUUAUCAGGUAUUUUUGGUAAGGUUUCUACCCGAAUCAUAGGACAAGGACAACAUAGAAUCCCAUCUCAUGUAUUCAAAGAGUAUAACACUCUGGUUGAUAAGUUCGAAGAUUUAUUUCCAAUUGGUAAAGUAGAGGAUAGUAAUUUAUUAACUACAUCAAGGAGGUACUCAAAUAACAUGAAUGACAAUUUGGGUAAUGAGAAUAUUAAAAGAUCAGAAUUAAUUGUUGUUGCUUCACUAGUCGACAAACCAUUUAACUUGGGUGGCAUUUGUAGACUAUGCGACGUGCUUGGCGCAAACACAGUUACAGUGCAAGAUUUGAAAGUAAAAGAUAGUCCACAAUUUAAAGAUGUAUCACUUUCUUCGGAAAAGUGGAUGCCUAUGGAGGAGGUACCUCUAGAUUCUAUUUCUACAUAUAUGCAAGAAAAGAAGGCGGAAGGUUACACGUUAAUUGGUUUAGAACAAACAGAUAAAUCUAUUCGAUUAGAUGGUAAAUACAGGUUUCCAAGUAAGAGUUUAAUUUUAUUAGGAACAGAAGCUUAUGGUAUCCCAGGUCCGUUUUUGAAGGAACUGGACCUAUGUCUUGAAAUUCAGCAGCAUGGUGUCAUUAGAUCCAUGAAUAUUCAAACAGCCACUGCUGUGAUUGUCCAUUCAUAUACUAUUCAACAUUUAUAA